CAUAUAAGAAAAAGGAAAACAUAAGAUAAGGUCUCCACCACAAAACGCUCUUGAGGCAACAAUAUAUUUAUUCCCGACGGAGCCUCUGAAGAUUCUAACUUUCUUUUCUGCACCCAUUUCCAGCAACAAUGGUGUCCCUGCAGAACUCCCCAUCAAUCCAUCGAUUCCCCAAUUCGUUCCCUCAGCUUGCUCCGCAGAAGCAUGGAACGGUGCAUUGCGGGAGAAGAGGGGCUCCUCCAUUGAUAGUGAGGGCCGAGCAAGUGAGCUUUUCAGCUUCAACCUCUAAUUCCCCAGAUAGAACCGGGAGACGCCAAGUGCUUAUGAUCGGGGUCAUUGCCCCCUGCAUUUCUCUAAUUGGCCCAAGUUCCACAUCAUUUGCUGCAGAAAAUAAGAAGGGAUACAUCCCAGUUUCGGACAGAAAGGAUGGAUACGAGUUCCUUUACCCGUUUGGGUGGCAGGAAGUGGUGAUUGAUGGGCAAGACAAGGUAUUUAAAGACGUGAUCGAGCCCCUAGAGAGUGUGAGCGUGAAUAUGAUCCCUACCAGCAAACAGGACAUCAAAGAUUUUGGUCCCCCGCAACAAGUUGCUGAAACUUUGAUAAAGAAGGUCUUGGCUCCUCCUUCUCAGAAGACAAAGCUCAUUGCAGCAACCGAGCAUGAUGUGGAGGGGAAGACUUACUAUACAUUUGAGUUCAUUGCUCAGGCUCCGAACUACACCCGGCAUGCUCUCAGUACAAUCUCUAUCGGCAAUGGCAAAUUCUACACUCUGACGACAGGUGCCAAUGAGAGGAGGUGGGACAAGAUGAAAGAGAAGCUACAAACAGUUGUUGAUUCCUUCAAAGUCUUCAAUGUUUGAGACGGUUUUCUCAGUUUUCCCAACCAAAGUUAUUGGGCAAAACCACACGAUACCACCUCUUCUUCUCAUCGUGUAAAACUCAUUUUUUCAUUGCAAUACCUCCUCCUUGUCGUGGUAAAACUCUUUUUUUCAUCACAGAAAAAGAUCUGUUCGACUUUGAUCAGACUAUGCUAUGAUACAUGAAAAGUACAUGAUCAACCGGUUAUCCAAGGACAUCGAAGAGA
Molecule: messenger RNA, 1078 nt
Organism: Punica granatum (pomegranate)
Lineage: Eukaryota; Viridiplantae; Streptophyta; Magnoliopsida; Myrtales; Lythraceae
Source: RefSeq, a predicted model, not a curated record